Molecule: messenger RNA, 1237 nt
Organism: Paralichthys olivaceus (Japanese flounder)
Lineage: Eukaryota; Metazoa; Chordata; Actinopteri; Pleuronectiformes; Paralichthyidae
Source: RefSeq, a predicted model, not a curated record
CAGCGACCGCUCUGCGCAUGCGCCGUGUCUGCCUCCACACCAUCAGCUGCUGCUCUCCACGCGUGUCUCAUGCUUCCUCUGCUGUUAAGUCUGUUUUGAGGCAGAAGUUGAAGGAAUACAAGACGUGUUGUUGGUCAACAUGGGAGGACAGGCUAAAGGGAAGAAGAAAAGUAAACCGAAGAGGAACGAGAACCGUCCCAACAGAGAUGCAGGAAUUGUGGGAUUGUCGCCUCAGGAGCGGAUGAAAGUAAGAAUGCAUGAAAAAGCGAAGAAGAAGACAGCUGAGAAGUACUCUGUGCAGCAGCUGCUAGAGAAGACAGAGGAAUGCAUGGACAGCUUUGACUUUGAGAUGGCUGGCCUUUUCUGCCAACGAGCCCUGGAUGUGGAGUCCACCAACCUGCAAGCUCUAGACAUGCUGGGACACAUCUACUCUGAACUAGGAGACACACUGAAAGCUAAGGGAGCCUUUCUGCGUGCAGUGGAGCUGAGCCCAGAUGAAGGCCACAGUAAGUACAUGUACCUGGGACAGAUCCACACAGGUCAGGAGGCUGUGGACUAUUACACGAAAGGAAUACAGGUCCUACUGUCUGCAUUGGACAAACAAGCACAGACAACACAGGCCGGAGCUGCCGCCCGAUCAGAUGAGGACUCUGAGCUGCCAACAGCAAAAGAUGUUAGCGCAGCAUACUGUUCCAUCGCUGAGAUUUAUCUCACAGACCUCUGCAUGGAAGAGGGAGCUGCAGACAAGUGCAGAGAGUUUAUCGAGAGAGCAUUACAGUAUCACCAUGACAACCCUGAGGCUCUACAGCUCAUGGCCAGUUACCUGUUCAGUACAGAGAAAAACCAGGAAGGCAGAGAAUACCUGUUGAAGAGCGUCGGAUUGUGGCUUCCUGCCCAGAAACAGAGUGCAGCUUCCUCCAGCACAGACGAGCGCAUGCAGAGUGAGAUCCCUCCGUACGAAUCUCGCAUCACCACGGCCAAACUGCUCAUCGAGUCUGAGGAAUACGAGACGGCCGUAGAUGUGUUGGAGGGUCUUCUGGAGGAGGAUGAUGAGGUAGUCCAGGUGUGGUAUCUCUCUGGCUGGGUGUGUUACCUCCAGCUGGAAAAAUCAAAGGAGCAGCAAGAAAGAGAGGGAAGGGAAGUGACGGAGGAGGAGACAGAGGAGCGGAAGGCGCUUAAGGAGGCUGCCAGAUCGUACCUGACCAACGCUAAGAAGGUAAAAACUCAAACAAUGUAA